AAGUUUAGAACUAGCUUUCAAAAACAAACAAAAAACUCUAGAACUGAACCCUAGGCGUGACUUGUUUUCUCUCCUCGUUCACUCUGUCUUCAUUUCCUCCACUGCAGAUUUUGAUGUUUGAAUUUGGGGUUUUAUUGUUUCUGGAGCAUGGAAAAUGGCACUGAAGCUGUUGGGUUGAAAAAGAUGUUCUACUUGAAGUAUUUUCUUGGUGAUGGAAUACAAUUUAAAGCACUAAUUUUAUAUUACUCCGCAUCCUUUUCAGGUCUGGCCUAUAUCUCAGAUAGUUUAAUUACCCAAGUCUUUCUGUGACAGCAAAUUACAUUUGAACUAACCAGGCUGAGAAAGACAAGACUUAUUGACUUAUUUGGAAAAAAAAUGACAGAAAUCCUUGGCUACACCGCUUGCAGACAGUUAUCUCAGAUGUUCUUUGCAAUAAUCUUCUUUCACGGUUCUGAAUAUUUUCUAGCAGUUAUAAUUCAUGGGAGAUCAAGUGUAACGCUAAAUUCCCUUUUGGUUAGCAAACAGUAUCUUUUGGCAAUGAUGUUUUCAUUGCUGGAAUAUUGUAUUGAAGUUGUUUUAUUUCCUGAGCUAAAGGAACACUGGGUUAUCAGUGAUUUGGGCCUGGCACUGGUUGUGAUUGGGGAAAUUAUAAGAAAAAUGUCAAUUAUAACUGCAGGGAAGUCCUUUACUCAUCUUAUAAGGGUUUAUCAUGAUGAGAAUCACCAGCUGAUCACUCAUGGUGUUUAUAGAUUUAUCCGUCAUCCUGGAUAUUGUGGUUUCUUCAUUUGGUCCGUUGGCACACAAAUAAUGCUCUGCAAUCCCAUAUCAACUAUUGGAUUUGCAGUUGUUGUCUGGAACUUUUUUGCCAAGCGAAUACCUUAUGAGGAAUACUUUUUGAGACAGUUCUUUGGAGCACAGUAUGAGGAAUAUGCCCGAAAAGUUGUUUCUGGUGUGCCAUUUGUAAAUUGAGAACCAGCUAAUCCGGUGUGAGCUGAACUAAACCCUUUCAGCUUCAUUCCAAGUAAUCAAAAAAAAAACUUGAACUUUGUUUGUCUGGACCAACAUAGGGAUGUGCUUCACAUUGCUGGAGAUUUUAAGUGCUUGCUUGCAGCUAGUGGCUAUGUCAACCCUUUCCAUUAUAUGCAGCUAUACUUGUUGGGAGCAUCUGAAAAAAAAAUCUGGUUGGGUUCUGUCUUGACCAGUUGUUAAAGAUUAUUAAUAUUCAUCUGUCAAGCCUUUUGAUUUUACCCCAUGCAACAGUUCCUAGUUUCUUCUGCUCAAGCAUGUUCAAACAAAUAAAAUUUAGCUUAGUUACUAUUCAGUUAGGGCUCUGUUGGUUGUAAUGUCUGUAGAACUGUAAAAUUUCUGCUAUUUUGAGAUGUAUCUGGCUUCGGAACC
Molecule: messenger RNA, 1398 nt
Organism: Lotus japonicus
Lineage: Eukaryota; Viridiplantae; Streptophyta; Magnoliopsida; Fabales; Fabaceae
Product: protein-S-isoprenylcysteine O-methyltransferase A-like
Exons: 2
Coding region: 376-969 (197 amino acids)
Biological process (GO): C-terminal protein methylation
Cellular component (GO): membrane; endoplasmic reticulum
Molecular function (GO): protein C-terminal S-isoprenylcysteine carboxyl O-methyltransferase activity
Source: RefSeq, a predicted model, not a curated record